AUGUGUGUUACCAACAUCUACACUUACGACUACCCUGAUGGUCGUCGUGAGCAAUACUCUCAACCAACUCUCUGCGCCAACUCUCGCCAUGGUCAAGUCUGUGCCGACAACUACCGCUUCGACCAUCCUGCCUCAUUCGUUGGUUCUUACGAUUCUUCAUCCUACUAUCCUCCUACUCCCCAGUACAGCCCUGCUCCUUCAACACCCCGCUCGGGAGAUGAAUCAGACCGUUCCUACACCAGCUCUUCAAGCAAGAAGGAUAGACCAUCGGGAGUCUACGUCAAUGGCCAAAAGGUCCUUGAGUUGAACCGCAAGCGUCGCAACUCUCGACACCAGGAGCGCAUUGUCAUGGUUGACAGCCCUCGCACUCCUCCCCAACAAUGGUCCGCUCCUGCUUCUCCCAAUGCCAACACCUACAUGGUCGACUCAUCACGCGGCCCUGUCAUCGUUGACGAGCGAACUCGUCAACCUGAGCGCCGAGUCAAGAUCGAAGUCGUCGACGACAGCCGACACCACAAGUCCAAGCACCACCGUCACCACUCCAGCAGCUCCAAGGACAGCCGCCACUCCAACGAAGACGACGAGCUCAAGCGCCUUCGCCGAGAAGAGCGACGCGCACAAGACAAGGAGGAGCAGAUCCGUCUUCGCAUUGCUGAAGCCAAUGCCAAGAUCGCCAGCCGUCCUGUUGCCCUUGCCCCAGCUCCUCCCAAGCGUUCAGCUACAUACAAGCGUCCCUCCGUUGAGAUCCCCGUUGAUUCAAUGCGUCGCUUGAGCUUUGAAGAAGAGCGCCGUGACGAUAAGGCCCGUCGCCUAGCUCGUCGCGAGGAGAAGAAGGAGGAAGAGGAGAUGCGCGAGCGUCUCCGUGAGCGUCUUCAGUCUAAGCAACCCACGCGGCGACUGACAGUUUCUGGAGGCAGAAGGCCAGAUGUUUUCGACUACCGCUACGAGUGA
Molecule: messenger RNA, 951 nt
Organism: Fusarium coffeatum
Lineage: Eukaryota; Fungi; Ascomycota; Sordariomycetes; Hypocreales; Nectriaceae
Exons: 1
Coding region: 1-951 (316 amino acids)
Source: RefSeq, a predicted model, not a curated record